AUGCAUGUCCUCGUCGUGAACGAUGACGGGCCGCCGUGUCGCAAACUGUCGCCCUAUGUUCGCCCCUUCGUAGACGCCCUGCAGGAUGCUGGUCAUCGGGUCUCAGUCGCCGUGCCCGCUGCGUCGCGCUCGUGGAUCGGCAAGGCUCAUAUAAUCGGCGCUUCGCUCACGGCCACAUAUGUACAUCCAGACUCGUUCCGCGAGGACGGAACAUGGGAGGAAGAAGAGGAAGAGGAAUGUCGCGCUGUUAGCGGAAACCUACCACCAACACCUGCAGCCUCAAGCGAGCAUCUGAAUCCUACUACUAUUACUAGCCCUUCUACUACCAAUUCCAACCUGGCACCAGCUACCACCAAAGAGCAGGAGCGUUGGGUCGUAGUCAGCAACGGCACACCGGCCAGCUGCGCUCAACUGGGGAUAUACGAGCUCUUCCGUGACCGUGGAGAGAUUGAUCUGAUAGUCUCCGGACCGAACCAUGGAAGAAACGCCUCGACCAUAUACAAUCUCUCGUCGGGCACUGUGGGCGGAGCGCUUGAAGCAGCGACAUGCGGCAAACGGGGCAUUGCGCUGUCAUUCGGUAGCAAGGAGGAACAGCAGCCCGAGGUUAUUCAAGCUGCGGCGCGAUUGUCGGCGCGUCUGAUUGACCAUCUCUAUCGCAAUUGGGACGAGCGCGUGGAGCUGUAUAACCUGAAUGUGCCGAUGCGAGCAGAUGUGGAAAGCCGUCCGGUGCGAUAUACGCGUGCGCUGCCCAAUGUCUGGACAAAGGGUAGUCUGUACGCCGAGAUUCAUCAUCCUUCUCUCGUUAAUGGCACAUCCCAAGUCGUGGGCACAACACCAAAACCCAGCACUCAACCCCGCCGUGUGCGACAAUUCCAAUGGUCAACAGAACUGUCCGAUAUCAAGAGAAGUCUCGCGGAGAGCGCUGCAGGAACCGAUGCUCGUACUGUACUUGACGGAUUCACGAGUGUUACGCCUCUCCUAGCCAAUUUUUGGCACCCUCCUGGCUUCGAUGGUGAACUGCAACUCGGCAGUUAA
Molecule: messenger RNA, 1035 nt
Organism: Talaromyces atroroseus
Lineage: Eukaryota; Fungi; Ascomycota; Eurotiomycetes; Eurotiales; Trichocomaceae
Exons: 3
Coding region: 1-1035 (344 amino acids)
Cellular component (GO): P-body
Molecular function (GO): hydrolase activity
Source: RefSeq, a predicted model, not a curated record